Molecule: messenger RNA, 3172 nt
Organism: Puccinia graminis f. sp. tritici CRL 75-36-700-3
Lineage: Eukaryota; Fungi; Basidiomycota; Pucciniomycetes; Pucciniales; Pucciniaceae
Exons: 3
Coding region: 542-2476 (644 amino acids)
Source: RefSeq, a predicted model, not a curated record
GAUUAUUUAGGUCUGGACUAGACCCAGCGACGGCCAGCUCUUCCGAUUCCCAACUGACAAGACAAGAAACUGGCUGCAGCAACUUGUUGUAACCAAUCUUCAAUCGACCAGCAGAUUGACCCUGACAGACUUUCACCCACACUCACACAACACAACAACUCUCGCUUGAUACUCUCACUUAUUUAAAACAGUUUUCAGAUUCAGAUUGUUUUUUUUCUUUCUUUCUUUUUAAUUCAAUCUUCCUUAUCCCUCUCUCUCUCUCUCUUUAUUAUAUCCCUCUCCUUUUCCUUCGACUAGGCUCGAAUCGUCAUCCAAUCCACUUCUGUCUAAACACUACCACUGAUUAUUACAACAGAUAGAUAGUUAUAGUCAUAUAACCUAUUAACCCCCACCCAGAUAUCACCCCCCCUUCAGGUAGCCGGGUAGCUCCCCCUCCCCACCUCUCUCCCCCUUGUAAUUAAUUCACAGCAAACAAGAAUCAACAGCAACACCAACAACAAAAAAAAAAGAAGAAGAAAAUAGGACUCUAGCGUAAGCCAGGAUGGCUCAUCAUCACUCUGAACGUCAACCGCUCGAGGGCCUGCCACCCUUACCAAGCACUGACCCCACCAGCACCGGCACCGGCACCGGCAGCAGCACAGCCAAUCAGCCCAUCCCACCCUCCUUCGAUCCCUCGUUGGUAAACCCGCCUCCACCAUCGACCAUCGGCGACUCUGAUAGUGCCAAGGCCUCCAAGAGCUCACCCAGCUCCGAUCCGGCGAACAGCCCGACCAACGACCCCUUGAGUCCGCCCACCGAUCCGAACAACCCCGGCAAUUCAGGCUCCAGCACAUCCAAACCGCCCGAUCAGUCGCUCGGUGCACCCGCUCCGACCUCCUCUUCGCUACCCUCAUCCGAUCACAGCAAGCACCCCAACGAUCCCACCAGUCCUCACGACGGAGCUAGUACGACCCCAUCCGACUCGCCAUUACCCGGCUCGCCGACCUCCUCAAGCCCGGCCUCAGUCGCCUCGCAGCCCCCUCAGAGCCCGUCUGAACAAUCCCAAAACCCCUCCCAGACCAGUUCCGCCAGUCUGACCACCGCUUCAGCCGCCCCGGUACCCGCCUCAAACACAUCCUCCAAGCGUCCAAACCCAACCAGCCCCAUCCAGAGCGACUUGCCCUCUGGCCAGCCGAUCGCCGGAACUGUCAACCCUAGCACGAUCGACCAGGCCACCGGUGCCAAAUCAGCCGACUCCUCCGCAUCCCGCGCCGCCCGUCCUCAGCAGCAAAACUCCCACUCAGAUGACAGCACUGGCACCCACGUCGGUACCAUCAUGGGCAUCCUCGUCGCCGCCGUCAUCGGUGCACUCAUCCUGGCAGGCAUACUGGGCAUGAUCAAGCGUAAGAGGAGAGAAAGACAAAACCAAGCAGCUUUCCACCAAGACAUUUUUCAAGAGAAGAAUUCGUUUGAGCCUGAAAUGGAUCGAAAGAGUUUUGGCUCGGCGAGGAACCCUAUGAACACGGAAGGAAGUCGCAGCUUCAAUCCGCGUGGCGACGGGAUUUUCGGACCCCGUCCGCCUUCGAUCAUCGAGCGACACCAGGCCUCGCCGGCCAUCCCGGCGCCCAUGCCCAGCUACCAACCCGGCCAGGUGCUCAAUUAUCCCCACUAUCCCGGCCAACCGCAACAGCAGUCAUUCAACCUCCACCGACCCAAGCCUCCCACCUAUCACAGUGGAUAUCCUGAAGAAUCGGGUCUCGCUUAUGCCGCAAACCCGCCCGUAGAACCUUCUCCAAAUCCUCGUUCUAAUAAUACUCACGACCAGAAGCACGUAACACUUGAGAUGUCUCAUCAAGAUUCUCCUCAAUCUAACCGAUACGAGUACCAUGGAGGAAACCAGCACAUUCCGAUGCAAAACAUGACGGGACAUGGAACCGCAGGAGGGCUCAGUCCAUCGACGUAUCCAGUCACCGGAGGGGUGGUCAAUCAUCCGGGACCCGUGCCGAACUAUCAGCAACAGGUAGACCAGUUAGAUUUUUUUGGACAGCCCUCGCCAGCCUUGACGAUGGUAGGCCAUAUGACGACGGACUGGAACCAAGGCGGAUCGCCGCACGAGAAGCCCCUGGCCCCGCCUCCACUCAGCCCCAUCUCGAUGAUGACUCCACCUGCGCCCCUCCCGAGCGAGGAAGACCGUUCAGGAACACCAAUGAACCCUAACCUCCAACAAAGCUAUCUCGACUGCGACAGUAAGGUUUCCGAGCAUUUGCCCAUCAGCGACUCUCUCCCUCAUCCAUCCUCCGAUGACCAUGGUUUCCAAAGCGCACCCAUCAGCGGAAACGAGGACUGGAAACUCGCGAGCCCUCAUCUCUCUAGCCCCUUGGGCGAGAUGUUCAAGGAUGACGCUUAUCUUGGUGCUUCCAUCGAUCAACAUCAUCUUUCUGAUACCGAUCACAACAAACCUUCUGCUCAUUCCAGUCUCAAAGUUAUCAACCCUUGAGUGACUUCUUCUUUUUUUUUUCUUUCUUUUUACGUACCAAAACAUCUCCUUGAUUGGAUGACACUUUAUUUAUAUUAAGAAAAAAAAAACCAACCUGGCAUGUCUCUGCUUGGGUUUUUACUUUAUCCCAUUCAUUCAUUUUCAGACACCACCACUACCACCACAGAUUUAUUUAUAUAUUUACCCUUUCAUUUUUUACUUUUUCAUCUCUUUGUAGAUAUAUAUAUAUAUAUGAAUCCUGUAUGGAUUUAUUCUCAUUUACUUUUCUCUCUUGGUUGCCAACAACCCCUUUUUUUCUCUCAAGUACUUCAUUUGCUCCUAUUAGAUUUAACUAUUAGCUACCCCCCCCCCCCUCUCUACACAAACAAACAAACAAACACCAACAAGACUAUCCAACAAUCUUUUAUUCCUACACACCACACACUUCUCCUCUCUCACUCUCACACACUCAGAGACUUGCCAUAUUUAUUUAUGCAGAAUUUGUGUGGACUUGUUUUUGUUUUUUUUUUCUCUGCUUCAUCCUCUCUUCUCCUUUUUUUGUGUGAUUUCAUUACAUUGUCAUGUCACUCAUUCUUGGACAAAAAAAUGGAUGCUCGGGUCAUUCUUUUUUUUUCCUUUGAUGAUCUUAAGAAUUGUUUUUUUUCCUACAUUUUUUUUUUAAAAAAAAAAUACUAUUACUCAUUUGAAUGUCCUAUC